Phyllotreta striolata is the source of this 1208-nucleotide messenger RNA. The record is from the annotation of a GenBank genome assembly. NCBI's taxonomy places the organism in Eukaryota, Metazoa, Arthropoda, Insecta, Coleoptera, Chrysomelidae.
GUGAAGUUGGUGCGUGUUUAUUUUUCGUUAUUUUCUUUUUUAUUUUCCUUUGAAAAAUGAAUGAACAACAAAAACAAAGCAAAUCGGUUGUCGUGAAACAAUUCGGAGGUUACGAAUCGGUCCUGAUUGAAGACUACAAACUACUAUCUUUGGAUGAUAAUAUCGAAGUUCAAGUGGAAUAUGGAGCCCUAAAUUUCGCCGAUAUAUACACCAGGAGGGGGUUUAUGCCGCAUAAGAAGCUACCUUUCGUUCUGGGAAUAGAAUGUACAGGGGUAGUAACGAAGAUCGGUUCCCAAAACAAUUCGAUUAAGGUGGGUCAACGAGUGAUUUGUUACGAUUACAACGGCGGAUUGUACGGCGAAACAAUCCACAUAAAACCCUCUAAUUGUUUCCCGUUACCCGAAUCUAUCGACAACAAAUUAGGGGCAACCAUCUUCGUUAACUACCUAACAGCCUAUUUUUCCGUAUUAACAAUCGGCAACCUCAAAGAAAACGAAUCAGUACUUAUUCUAUCAUGUACAGGUGGAGUAGGCACCGCAGCCAUUCAGUUAUCGAAGACUGUAAAAGGAGUGAAAACAUUCGGCACUGGAUCUAAAAUAAAGCAACCCCAUGCGUUAGAGAACGGAGUGGAUACUUUCUAUUGCAUCGAUACCUUUUUGCAGGACGUAAAAGGCCAGAAAUUCGAUCUGAUAGUAUCAAACGAGAGCGGCCGAAUGCUCGAGCAAUUGCAGGAGUUCCUGACCCCGCUAGGAAGAAUCGUGCUAAUAGGUGCGAAUAACAUGCUGGUACCCAACGAAAACGGAGACGCUUCGCAGACUGAUUAUGACAAGGUUCCUCUGCUUUCGCUGGUGAUUAAUAAUCGAAUCGUGGCCGGGUUGCAUUUGGGUCUCCUUCUCGACGCCCAACCGGCCAAAAUUAAGGCCGUUUUGGAUGAAGUUUUCGAAUUAAUCGAGCAGGGUAAGCUGAAGCCGAUCAUACAUUCCGUAUGGAAGAUGGCUGAAAUCGUCGAGGCCACUAAGCUGCUCGAGGAAAGGAAGAACGUUGGGAAAGUGUUGAUCAAAAUUAAAGAAUAAGGCGUACUUUUAUAACGGGCAAUCAUUAGUUGUAUUAAGAAUUAAUUUUUAUGAUUUUUAACGUUUUUUUGUAAGUCGAGUUUUUUGGAUAAGUAAAUUUGUGCCAAUUGAUAUUUGUAAUAAAUGAUGAAAUUA